AGUUUUAGUGAUCAAGUUGUGAAAAGUAGGCAACAUUACACCGCACGUACGCUCCACCUCUCCGGUAGGUCAAUUCUCCCCCAACCUGUGCCGUAGCGUUCCGUACAUGCGCUUGGCUCGCGUUGUUGUCGUUCGAACUUGUAUUUAGCUACUGCACUGCUGGCACAAAUGACGUGUAGCACUGAGUAGACUUGCGGGCAGAGCUCCGGUCGAGCACAGUAAUUUUGUGAUUUUUUUAUUAGAGAUUCAUUUAGAGAGACUGCAAUAUUUCACACAAGACUGUAUCAGUGCAGAUUGUAGCACGAUGGGGGCCUCAUUCCGGAGCUACGUGUGGGAUCCUAUGCUACUCUGCUCACAGAUCAUUGCCAUGCAGAGCGUCUUCUAUGUGUGCUUUGGUAUUUGGUUGAUUUUUGUGGACUAUAUUUUGGAUCAUCCCAGAUCGCUAGGCCAGAUAUUUGGUUACGAUUGUCUUGACUUCAGCAGUUCUGGAGGGAGAAUGAUCGCUGCAGUCUAUGUCAUGAAUGCACUUACUUGUGCUACUGGACUAUGGUGUAUUGUACAGAGGACAAAGCAGUGUACAGACUUCUCAGUGACGGUGCACUUUUUUCAUUUCAUUGCCUGUUGGAUGUACAACUCAAGAAUUCCUAGCUCGCUGGCGUGGUGGUUUACGAACAUUGGUUGUAUAGCGUUAACGACAGUGCUGGGAGAAUACUUGUGCAUGAGGACUGAGCUGAAAGAUAUUCCACUUACUGGGGCAAGGGCUGACUUAUGACGGAUGUAAGAUGGAGGCAAGGCUGCCCCAAGAUGGACAUCAUGCACGGACAAUGUGUAUUUCUGAGAUGAAAAUCUUCACAAUCAUUGGUCCCAGGAUGGCAUUGACAGUGAUGCUGGGAGGACACUUGUGCACUGCAUCGGGACUGUGAUUGAAGACUAUCCACUCCAUGGGAGCAGGGGCCAACUUCUUUUAGAUUAUGCCGCAUUGGUGCAAGGUGGGAGUAAAAUCAGUGAAGCGGUGACAGUAUUGGAACGAAUCCUUGACUUGUUCAUGCAAAAUGAAAUGAAAGACAUUGCGCUGAUGCUGGAGCAAAAGCAACUGAUGACGAAAAGAAGGAAGAAGGCUGCAUGAACUCUAGUUCAUGCCAGCAAAUAUGUACUGUUUGUAAUUGUAUUUGUAUACAGACAGAAUUCACACAGUGAUAUGGAAAAUGUACACAUGCAAGCUUACAGAAGACUUCAUUUGCAAAUCUGCUUUUUAAGAACUCCAUGACUCAACAUGAAUGUCACAGGUCAAUGCUCAAUACAGCUUCUAGAUGUCGGGGACAAGUGAUAAUGCUUACUACAUUUCGUAUUUACAUAUAGUGAGAGAUGGUCCCGAAACUGCGCCUCAUUGUUAGGGGUUGCAAACAAAAAGGCAGAGUACAUGUAAAUAUAGUUCAAGAGAAGGAAUGAAUUUCAAGUAUAGAGCAGAUUUGUCUCUCGUCUGCAAUCAUGACCAUGUCUACUGGAACAUUCAAUGUAACCUACACGUACUAGUUAUUUAUAAUUUGGCUACUUGUUCGACCAAAUAAGUUAUAUUAAAAUGGGGUUGUCUUAUUGUGAUGUUACCAAAAGAAGCAUUCAGUUCAAAUAAUGUACUUGUAGUAGAGGCACCCUGUAUAAUGAAGCUGGAUUUACAAGUCUCUACAUGUCUUAUCUCAUGAAAUGAAAUACAGGAAGUAAAGUUCUGGCUAUUUAUUUUCUGAGUGCCCACCUUUAUAUAUAUUGAUUUUUUUUCAAGCAAAUUGCAACUCCCAUCCUGAAAAGGUUGAAAUUAAUUUUUGUUGUCAUUAUGAAGUUUUAUAACAACUAGCAAGUGAGCUUGAGAGUUAGAUCAUAUACAUGUAUCACCCUGAAAGAAGGUAAUAAUUUGUUUUUGUAGUAUUUGUCUAUGGGAUGAUUUGUAUUGUUUUAAAGUUCAGCUCCUGAUUCAUUUCAUUCAGGUGGUUGCUAAAGCUGGGUUCACUGUACUCUUAUUAGGCCUAUUUAGUUUGUUGUUCAGAAAUAAAUGUUAUGAUUUAUUUGUUUAGAUGUUCACAAUUCAUGUGCAAUUUGGAUGUACCAUUUCAUUACAUGUACUCUGUUUACAAGAGCAUAACUCAAUGAUAUUCUUCUCAUGGAACUACCAAUGUUCAUAAUACAGUUUACAAGUAAAUUACUCAUACCCUUACCAAGUAUGUAUGUGAAAACUAUAUAUAUAUAUAUACUUUUCCAGUUCAGAAUAUUGGUUCAGAAACCAGCCAUUGGUAAAUGGCCUUUGGGG
Strongylocentrotus purpuratus (purple sea urchin) is the source of this 2299-nucleotide messenger RNA. RefSeq names its product protein SYS1 homolog (gene sys1). The record is from RefSeq and is a predicted model, not a curated record. The coding region runs from base 305 to 772 and encodes 155 amino acids. The transcript has 4 exons. Lineage: Eukaryota; Metazoa; Echinodermata; Echinoidea; Camarodonta; Strongylocentrotidae. Gene Ontology annotation, cellular component: Golgi membrane; trans-Golgi network. Gene Ontology annotation, biological process: protein localization to Golgi apparatus; Golgi to endosome transport; Golgi to plasma membrane protein transport.